Molecule: messenger RNA, 823 nt
Organism: Musa acuminata subsp. malaccensis (wild Malaysian banana)
Lineage: Eukaryota; Viridiplantae; Streptophyta; Magnoliopsida; Zingiberales; Musaceae
Product: GATA transcription factor 16-like
Biological process (GO): regulation of DNA-templated transcription
Molecular function (GO): sequence-specific DNA binding; zinc ion binding
Source: RefSeq, a predicted model, not a curated record
UCUCUUCACUCUCAGGAGUUCUCCGCCUCUCUCUCACACCGUUCCCCCACUAUAUAUAUAGAGAGAGAGGAGAUGCGUGAAAGCGGAGGCCAUUACCAAUCACAGUGAAUCAGGGCAUGAUGGAUCGAAGUGACAUGGCUUCGUGUGAUGCAAAUCCGAGGAGCAGCGAUAGCCAGAUCAAGAGCUGUACGGAUUGCCGAGCCACAAAAACCCCUCUCUGGCGAGCUGGCCCUACUGGCCCCAAGUCGCUCUGCAACGCGUGUGGGAUCCGGUACCGGAAGAAUGUAAAGGAAGCGGGAAUGAAAGUGAAGAAGGAGAAGAGAGAGAUCGGCGACGGAGGAGGCCGGAAGAGGUUUGGUGUGUAUCUUAAGAUGCAGAUGUCCGGGUUGGGUUUGUGGAAGCAGAUAUCCAUGAUUCGGAAACGGAGGAGAUGGAGGAGGAGGAGGAGAGAAGUACUUGGGGAAGAGGAGCAGGCCGCCGUCCUACUGAUGGCCCUCUCGUCUGGCUUGCGAUAGGAUUUGAGCCCCUAUAAGAUUAUCGCCACCCGAUUUCCUUUUCUUGGUGGAGAAACGGAGGUUUUCUCCCCGUUCUACUUUGUCAUGCUACCGGCAACUUGGUGAAGCAUCAGGUUGCCAUCUUAAUUAUCUUCUUGCCAUUUUACCUCGCCCUACCACGUUGAUUCAUCCAUGUAACUUCAUCAGUUCGUCCUCGAGCUAGGGAAGCUCGCUACCUCAAACUUCAUGAAUAAUAAUAUCUUCCAGGUUUUGCAUAUUUUUGCUGAUUAUUAAAAGCCACGAACAUAUCGGAAGCAAAAUUAGGUUUG